GGCGGAGCAGCUGAGGUGCCGAAGGUAAACGCAAGAAUUGGUAUGCAAAGUGAGCAUCUUAUGUAAUUUAUCAAUAGUGUUAUGGAUACACUUGACGAGCAUGAAAUGUCCGGUCGCUAUCUUAUCUUAGGUAACAUCACUACACACAAGGUCGCUGCUGUCCAAGAGCUUAUUGAAAGUCGCGGAUACAAAGCUGUUUACUUACCACCUUAUUCACUUUUCCUGAGUACAGUUGAAUUUUUUUUUUGGCCGAAAAUCAAAGCUGGCGUAAAUAGAGGCUGUCUUGCUGCAACAGAUAGCUUGAGUGCUAGAAUUACUGAGUCAACAGAAUAGACAACUGCAACAACUGGAUUAAGUAUUCUGCUUCAUUUUUUGAUAGGUGCUUGGCUCUUGAGCCAGCGCUUUAGUAAAUUAUGUUAUAAAUAAAACUUU
Messenger RNA from Rhizopus microsporus ATCC 52813, 432 nucleotides. RefSeq lists its product as uncharacterized. Gene Ontology annotation, molecular function: nucleic acid binding. The record is from RefSeq and is a predicted model, not a curated record. The transcript has a single exon. NCBI's taxonomy places the organism in Eukaryota, Fungi, Mucoromycota, Mucoromycetes, Mucorales, Rhizopodaceae. The coding region runs from base 82 to 333 and encodes 83 amino acids.